This is a messenger RNA of Dibothriocephalus latus, 2394 nucleotides long. NCBI's taxonomy places the organism in Eukaryota, Metazoa, Platyhelminthes, Cestoda, Diphyllobothriidea, Diphyllobothriidae. The record is from the annotation of a GenBank genome assembly.
AAUCCAACACAAAAUGCUCCGACUCUCAAUCCUUAUUUCCUAGCCUUACUCCCCAUUGGCCUUUUCACUUUCUCCAAAGCUGAUAGUUACUCCCAGCAUUAUGCCUAUGCACAAUCGGUUUCUCAGCCGUGUAUGCCGACACCUGGGGCUUACUCUCUCCCAUACUAUUACAAUUGUAUGCCAACUGUACAGGUUCCGCCAGCUGAUACUUCUUGCACCAUAAAUUCCGUUCCGACCGCCCAACCAGAGCCCACUCCCACUGAAACAACUAUUCGCAAAGGAAAAGGGCUAGUUAUCAAAGAUCCAGCCACCAAUCAAACGGUUGACAUCACAGCGCCUAUUAAUAACGUUCAAAAAGAUGUGCAACAGGGAAACAAGCCACUGGGAACCAAGCCACUAGUAUUUAAGGAUCCUCCGGCCCGUGCUACUAAGGACAGACAUGAGCCAACACACGAAGAGCAUCUUGUUCGUGAAUCUGUUGAACGCUCGCCUGUUCCCGAGGAGGAACUAAAAGUAACCCCACCAGAAUCACCGAUCCAAGAAGAUCCCAAGGAACCAGAUGCAGAGUUACCGGCAGAUGAAUCUGAAAGCAGUGCCUCUGUAAAGGAGGAAGAUAAAGAAGAAGAUGAUGAAGAAGUAGAAGAGGGAGAAGUUUCUACUGCUCAGGACUCGGACGAAGAGCCAAAUGACUCUAGUACAAAUUCAGAUGUUUCGGAUGUGGCCGAAAAGACUCGCAGAUAUGACCGUAAUGAACUUAUUGCACUGCGCACAGGAAGCGAGGCAACCGCUCCCAAUUUCUUGACUUCAUCGGCCGUUUCUAUAAAUCAUGCUGAGCGGAGUUCGACUUGCUAUAGGAGAGAAAAACAGCGGAGAUGUAUUACGCUAAAAACCAACAUUAAAUUGGAUGAUGUUGAGAAUGCCUAUAAACCGGCUCAUUUACGUGAACCAGAUUCGUCGGCAGAGAACCGAACAGCAAAGGUGUCGAAAGACUUGAAUAUAAUUCUGAAUCGGUUACUGGACGACAAUAUAUCCGACAUAGUCCUGGAAAUAAGAAAAUUGUCUAUAUCGGGUCGCGAAGAAGUCAGCGCACUAGUUGAUGUCCUGACGGCAAAGGCCACUAGGCAAGCCAAAUACAGCGAGGUGUUUGCGCGGCUAUGCUCCGAACUAUCGCGCACUUACCUUUCGGAACUCAAUACAAAAAUCGACGCCAAAAUAGCGGAAACAACGGAUGAGAAAGUCAAAAAAAUGCUAGAGGAAGACCGAGAAACUGCUAUUUCGAAGAAACGCGAUGCCUAUCUUGGCAUUAUACAGUUUUUUAGUCACCUCUUCGUGCACAAAAUUAUUACGGACAAGAGUGCUGCUGAGUCUUUGAAGUCGUUUGCGAAACCUACGAACCAGGACGAAGUUCUUGCGCUCUUAACUUGUUUGAACACUUGUGGACAGGGAAAGAAUCGCUUUCACGGCAUCGACGUGUUUAAUUCCGAGAUUAACAGUGAAUCAGAAAGCGGGAAAGAGUCAAGAGCCCCAAGUAGUUCUACGAAGAGGCGUGUACCACUUUCUAAAAAUCAAGCCGUCAAGGUUGACGAGAAGAUGUCUGCCGACGACGCCAUUACAGAAGCCUGUGACGCAUUUAGAGGGUCUGAUUCUCCAUCUGAUCCAAUUUUUACAUUGACGAUGCCACGUCGAAUUGCUCAAGGUAUCAAGACAUUGAAGUGUAUAACCGCUAGUCAGGCGUAUGUGAAGUGUCUAGAACACAGCGAAGGGUUCUCCGAAUUACUUGAUGCUUGCGACGAGGACUUCGUAAUGGACUGCCCAAAAGCAGACACCUAUAUAGCAGAAUUCCUCACAGCUUUAUUAAACGAAUCUUCCAAGGACGUCAAUAUAAUUGUUGCCAUUCUGUCGGAAUUGCCAGACGAUCGGAAAUGUGAAAUAUUGGCAACCUGCCUUAGUUUGGCGUCAAAACAGCUUGGAGAAGGAACAAUUUCCACAUUGUUUUCACAUUCUCAAGUCCCCUGGCCGGAUUUUUCGCCAACACGUUUUGGCAGCAUUGCCUUUUUGCAGAAUGCCAAGUGUUCCGCUGGAACUGAAGCUCGUACCCAAGAGUCCAAAGGAGACGUCCCACUUAAAAAAAUCGAAGACGUUAUAAAGAAUCGUGAUUUCGAGGACCUGCGGACUAUUUUUGAGGAAUUGGCGUCCUCAUCGAAUACCGAAGAUCUGUGGCAAGUUGUCAAAAGCACCAUGGAUAGCCUUAAAACCAACGAAACAUUUCGUCAAUUUCUGCAGUCUCUUCUGCAGUACAAGGUUAUUAGUAACGAUGGCCUAAAUUCCUGCUUCACCAAGUCGCGGCCGGAGUACAAAGAAAUUGUCAAGAAAAUUCACAGGAAAGGCCGAUGA